Nomascus leucogenys (northern white-cheeked gibbon) is the source of this 3152-nucleotide messenger RNA. It is a transcript of the gene DBN1, whose product is annotated as drebrin 1. Gene Ontology annotation, cellular component: cortical actin cytoskeleton; lamellipodium; site of polarized growth. The record is from RefSeq and is a predicted model, not a curated record. Gene Ontology annotation, biological process: postsynaptic actin cytoskeleton organization; positive regulation of axon extension; neuron projection morphogenesis. NCBI's taxonomy places the organism in Eukaryota, Metazoa, Chordata, Mammalia, Primates, Hylobatidae. Gene Ontology annotation, molecular function: actin filament binding.
GCGGCGCUAGGACCGAGCGAGCGGAGGGAGCGAGCCGGGCGGAGCCAGCGCCCCCCGCCCCCCGCCGGCCGGCUCCCCUCCCCCGGCCGCUGGCUCGCUCGGCUCGCGACGCUGCAGAGGCUCCGAGGCGGCGGCGGCGGCGACUCCCUCUUUCCCUCCCUCCUCCUCCGUCCGCCCGUCCGUCCGCGCGUCUGUCCGUUCGGCCCGGUCCGGCCCGAAGCAUGGCCGGCGUCAGCUUCAGCGGCCACCGCCUGGAGCUGCUGGCGGCUUACGAGGAGGUGAUCCGAGAGGAGAGCGCGGCCGACUGGGCUCUGUACACAUACGAGGAUGGCUCCGAUGACCUCAAGCUUGCAGCAUCAGGAGAAGGGGGCUUGCAGGAGCUUUCGGGACACUUUGAGAACCAGAAGGUGAUGUACGGCUUCUGCAGUGUCAAGGACUCCCAAGCUGCUCUGCCAAAAUACGUGCUCAUCAACUGGGUGGGCGAGGAUGUGCCUGAUGCCCGCAAGUGCGCUUGUGCCAGCCAUGUGGCUAAGGUGGCUGAGUUCUUCCAGGGCGUCGACGUGAUCGUGAACGCCAGCAGCGUGGAAGACAUAGAUGCGGGUGCCAUCGGGCAGCGGCUCUCUAACGGGCUGGCGCGGCUCUCCAGCCCUGUGCUGCACCGACUGCGGCUGCGAGAGGAUGAGAACGCAGAGCCCGUGGGCACCACCUACCAGAAGACGGAUGCAGCUGUGGAAAUGAAGCGGAUUAACCGAGAACAGUUCUGGGAGCAGGCCAAGAAGGAAGAAGAGCUGCGGAAGGAGGAGGAACGGAAGAAGGCCCUGGAUGAGAGGCUCAGGUUCGAGCAGGAGCGGAUGGAGCAGGAGCGGCAGGAGCAAGAGGAGCGUGAGCGGCGCUACCGGGAGCGGGAGCAGCAGAUCGAGGAGCACAGGAGGAAACAGCAGACUUUAGAAGCGGAAGAGGCCAAGAGGCGGUUGAAGGAGCAGUCUAUCUUUGGUGACCAUCGGGAUGAGGAGGAAGAGACCCACAUGAAGAAGUCAGAGUCGGAGGUGGAGGAGGCAGCGGCUAUUAUUGCCCAGCGGCCUGACAAUCCAAGGGAGUUCUUCAAGCAGCAGGAAAGAGUCGCAUCGGCCUCUGCGGGCAGCUGUGAUGUGCCCUCGCCCUUCAACCAUCGACCAGGUCGUCCGUACUGCCCUUUCAUAAAGGCAUCGGACAGUGGGCCUUCCUCCUCCUCCUCUUCCUCCUCCUCCCCUCCACGGACUCCCUUUCCCUAUAUCACCUGUCACCGCACCCCAAACCUCUCUUCCUCCCUCCCAUGCAGCCACCUGGACAGCCACCGGAGGAUGGCACCCACUCCCAUCCCCACACGGAGCCCGUCUGACUCCAGCACCGCCUCCACCCCUGUCGCUGAGCAGAUAGAGCGGGCCCUGGAUGAGGUCACAUCCUCGCAGCCUCCACCACUGCCACCGCCACCCCCACCAGCCCAAGAGACCCAGGAGCCCAGCCCCGUCCUAGACAGUGAGGAGACCAGAGCAGCAGCCCCUCAGGCCUGGGCCGGCCCCAUGGAGGAGCCCCCUCAGGCACAAGCGCCUCCCCGGGGGCCAGGCAGCCCUGCAGAGGACUUGAUGUUCAUGGAGUCUGCAGAGCAGGCUGUCCUGGCUGCUCCCGUGGAGCCUGCCACAGCCGACGCCAUGAAGGUCCACGAUGCAGCUGACGCCAUUGAAACCGACACUGCCACUGCUGACACCACUGUUGCCAACAACGUACCCCCCGCCGCCACCAGCCUCAUUGACCUAUGGCCUGGCAACGGGGAAGGGGCCUCCACACUCCAGGGUGAGCCCAGGGCCCCCACGCCACCCUCGGGUACUGAGGUCACCCUGGCAGAGGUGCCCCUGCUGGACGAGGUGGCUCCAGAGCCACUGCUGCCAGCAGGCGAAGGCUGUGCCACUCUUCUCAACUUUGAUGAGCUGCCUGAGCCGCCAGCCACCUUCUGUGACCCAGAGGAAGUGGAAGGGGAGCCCCUGGCUGCCCCCCAGACCCCAACUCUGCCCUCAGCCCUUGAGGAGCUGGAGCAAGAGCAGGAGCCAGAGCCACACCUGCUAACCAAUGGCGAGACCACUCAGAAGGAGGGGACCCAGGCCAGUGAGGGGUACUUCAGUCAAUCACAGGAGGAGGAGUUUGCCCAAUCGGAAGAGCUCUGUGCCAAGGCUCCGCCUCCUGUGUUCUACAACAAGCCUCCAGAAAUCGACAUCACAUGCUGGGAUGCAGACCCAGUUCCAGAAGAGGAGGAGGGCUUCGAGGGUGGUGAUUAGCGGUGGCGCCAGCCCUAGGCUACCCUUGCCAAGGCCGCCCACCUGCAUCGGCCUCUGGCCAGACGGCCCGCCGUGCCUGCAUUCACAGCAGCUCCGCCUGGCACCCACUCCGGAUUCCGGCCCUAGCUGGGGACUUGGCCGCUUCCCUACCCACAGGGCCUGACUUUUACAGCUUUUCUCUUUUUUUUAAAAGUUGAUAGGAGACUUGUACAGUUGACUGGUUUUCCUCCCGUUGGUAGUUGAGACGCUGUUGCAAAUUCCACCCCUCCUUCCCUGGUCCAGAUUGUAGCUCUUAGUCCUCCCUGCUCAGCUGGCCGGGGUGGAGGCCUCACCCUGCUUGGGGCCUGGUGUGGGGGGAGGAGCUCUGGUGGGAAAAUGUCCCCCACCUCUUUUCCUAGUUUUAUGUUUCUUGGAAAAAUAUCACUUUGUAUUUUCUGUCCAGGGCUUCAGAUAUUUUGCACGAAUUUUAAAACAUGGCAAUAAAUGGCUCGUGGGCUCUGGCUCCCUGGGACCCCCCUCCCCGCCCUUCUUUCGACCCCUUCCUGUCUGGCCCAAAGGAAGUAGCAGGUCCAGCUGGGGCCCCUCGGCUACCCCCCCCUCUCCUGCCGGGCAGGUCCCAGGCUGGAGGCCCUAGGCCCGGUUCAGGUCAGGGCUAUGGACGGGGCCCGGGGGCUUUGGUGGCCCCUCCCCAACUCCUUCCUCUUUGCUUGGGUUCCUUUUUCACGUUCCACGUUCAGUAACUUUUUUUUUUUUGUUUUUUUUUUUGUUUGUUUUUUUUUGGAAAGCACAAACUUCUGUAACGGGUCGUGCUCAUGUCUGUUAAUAAAGAAAUCCAGAUCCCUU